Molecule: messenger RNA, 468 nt
Organism: Trichosurus vulpecula (common brushtail)
Lineage: Eukaryota; Metazoa; Chordata; Mammalia; Diprotodontia; Phalangeridae
Product: AP-1 complex subunit sigma-1A-like
Biological process (GO): vesicle-mediated transport; protein transport
Cellular component (GO): intracellular membrane-bounded organelle; AP-1 adaptor complex
Molecular function (GO): clathrin-cargo adaptor activity
Source: RefSeq, a predicted model, not a curated record
AUGCUGCUGUUCAGCCAACAGGGGAAGCUGGACCUGCAAAAAUGCUACCGGACUAUGUCAGACAAGGAGAGGAAAAAGAUGGUUUGAGAGCUUAUGUAGGUUGUCCUGUCCAGAAAGCCCAAAAUGUGCAACUGCCUGGAGUGGAGAGACCUCAAAGUUGUCUAUAAGAGAUAUGCCAGUUUCUACUUCUGCUGCGCCAUUGAGGGCCAAGAUAAUGAGCUCAUCACACUGGAACUGAUCCGCCGAUAUGUGGCUCUCCUGGACAAAUACUUUGGCAGUGUAUGUGAUCUCGACAUCAUCUUCAACCUUGAGAAAGCCUACUUCAUCUUGGAUGAAUUUCUGAUGGGUGGGGAUAUCCAGGGUACCUCUAAGAAAAGCACCCUAAAGGCCAUAGAACAAGCAUAUCUACUACAGGAGGAAGAAGAUGAGUCACUUUCAGGUGUGCUGGAGGAGACAGAUUUGGCAUAG